AUGAGGUGGAAAUUAUGGUGUAUCAGCACCAAUAAUAGAUCAAGACUAAACCCAUCAUUAUCACCGGACUACUUUGGAAGCUACGUUCAGGCUGUGAUCACAACCACCACUGUUAGAAAACUACUCAGCCAUAGAAUUGGGUGGGCAGCAUGGCUAUUGCACGAAGCUGUGAAUGGCCAUACUGACAGUAAGGUCCGAGAGUGGCUGGAGGUAUGGAUGAAGAGUCCUUCCAUUUAUCCGUUAAGAAAUUUUUUCGAUCCUUAUGGCAUCAUCAUUGGGAGCUCACCCAGAUUCAACAUGUAUGGGUACGACUUUGGGUGGGGAAAACCAGAAGCUAUUCGAAGCGGGAUUGACAACAAGUGCGAUGGAAGAGUAAUUUCAUACCCAGGGCACCAAGGAGGAGGAAGUGUGGACUUGGAGGUGAGCCUUUUGCCAGAGUCUAUGAGUGCUCUAGAGUCCGACCAAGAGUUUAUAGAUGCUGUGUCACCUUCCCAGCAACACCAAAUGUAA
Messenger RNA from Telopea speciosissima, 510 nucleotides. Its product is annotated as BAHD acyltransferase DCR-like. NCBI's taxonomy places the organism in Eukaryota, Viridiplantae, Streptophyta, Magnoliopsida, Proteales, Proteaceae. The record is from RefSeq and is a predicted model, not a curated record. The coding region runs from base 1 to 510 and encodes 169 amino acids. The transcript has a single exon.